GAAACAUCGAAAAAAAAUUUUUUUGCUCGAAUUUUGCUUUGCGUGCACCUUACAUCUAUUAGUAAAAGACAACAAUGUGAUGGCUAUCGAAAUUGUUUAUUCGGUGAAGAUGAAAUUUUAUGUGAUUUAAAAGACCCAAUCGAAUUGAUUGAAAAGAAAUACUUUAAUAUUGAACAUUUUUAUGAAUAUCCAACAGGAAGUGUUAGUAGGUUAAGUUCGAAACAACUACACCAAAAAAUAUCAACAACUGGAAAGCAAAUAAAAAAUCGAAUUAAUGAUGGAUUACGUUUAUCGUGGUAUUGUAAUAAUGGCAUAUUGAUUUAUCAUUCCGAUAAAGAACAAAAGUGUUUAUGUCCACCACAAUACUAUGGUGAACAAUGUCAAUAUCAAUCAAAACGUUUGUCAUUGACAAUUCGAACAACAAAACAAAGUGCUUUAGAAUCGGAUAUUGUUGCGAAACUAAUUAAUAAUGAAUAUUUUGUUCGUAUUGAUGCAUAUACCAUCCGAAUAUUAACGAGUAAAAUUGAUAUCGAACAAGCUGUUGUUUCAGAAACAAAUUCAGCAGUUUUACACCGAUGCCCUAUAAAAUGUGGCCAACAUGGUCAAUGUUAUCAAUAUUUAAAUUAUCCUAACAAAUAUUAUUGUCGAUGUGAACAAGGAUGGUCUGGUCGAUUAUGUCAAGUACAGUAUAAAUGUCAAUGCUCGUCAGAUUCACUUUGUCUAGGUACUAAUUACAAUAAUAAUCAAUCAAUAUGUAUAUGUUCAUUAAAUAAAGUUGGUCCAUUAUGUUAUAUUCCAAACAAUUGUAAAUCAGAUACAUGCCAAAAUGGUGGAACGUGUCUAACAAUAAAUACAAAAUAUAAACUGAAUCAGUAUAAAUGUUUAUGUAAACAUGAAUAUUAUGGUACAUAUUGUGACAAGAUUAAAUCUAAAAUUGAAAUAUCAUUUUCUAAUAUUCAUACUGAAAUACCAUCAUCAUUACUAAUACAUUUUAUUCAAUCAUAUGUUGAUAAACAACCAGAAAGGACAACAUUAUUUAAAAAAAUAACAAAUUUAUAUCAAAAUAAUUUUAUAAUUUAUCAUACAGUUCUAUAUCAUAUUGCCUAUGUAGAAUUUGAACAACAAUAUUAUUUGAUUGCAUUGAAUUAUGAACAUGAUUACAAGAAUAUUUCAACACAAGUGAUAUCAGACAAUCGUUGUCCAUCUGUUAAAGAAGUAUUUAACUCAACAGUAUUAUCAUAUGAUUGGCUCAAACGUGUUAAACAUUACCAUCAACCAUGCCACGUCAAUAAUAAAUUUAGUUGUUUUUAUGAUGAAAGACAAAUGUGUUUAUGUACAAAAAAUCAUCAAACUGAACGUUUUGAUUUUGACCAUGCUAUGAUAUACAACUGUCAAGGUUAUAACUAUUGUUUAGAUCAAGGAGAUUGUUUUCAAGACGCAGCAAUGUGUCCACAUGAAUCAAUGUGUAAUUGUAAACCAUGUUUUUAUGGUUCAUGA
Messenger RNA from Didymodactylos carnosus, 1497 nucleotides. Lineage: Eukaryota; Metazoa; Rotifera; Eurotatoria; Philodinida; Philodinidae. The record is from the annotation of a GenBank genome assembly.